AUGGUUAAAUUGGGGAAUAAUUUAAGUGACAAAAACAACGCCAAAACCAACGCCAAAACAGUCUCAGAAGAUGGAUUCGACACCAUUCCCCUUAUAACACCCUUAGAUGCCAGUCAACUGCAGUUUCCUGUACUCGACAAGGUGGUGGUAAAGACCAAAACAGACUAUGAUGGGGAGCACAAGAAGAGCAAGCUGCACUCCCCCAAGAUAGCAGCAUUCUCAAUAAGCGUCAUCGAAGGGGUAUCUGAGCGACUUAAAGUCACUCUGCUGGUGACUUGUGCUUUGGCAUUUCUGGUCUGCGUGAUGUUUCUGGUGGUCUAUAAAGUCUACCAGUAUGAGCAGCCCUGUCCAGAUGGCUUCAUGUACACGCAAGGUCGGUGCAUGCCGACGGGGAUAUACGGCUACUACCCCCCUGGUGGGCGCGGGCGUCUCUUCACCAUCAUCAACCACUACAACAUGGCCAAGCAGACCAUCACCCGGUCCGUGUCCCCGUGGAUGACCGUCAUGUCAGAGGAGAAGGUCACCCAGCAGGAGACCGAGACCCACCAGAAGCUGGCCUAA
Messenger RNA from Salvelinus namaycush (lake trout), 561 nucleotides. RefSeq names its product neuronal vesicle trafficking-associated protein 1-like. Gene Ontology annotation, biological process: endosomal transport; clathrin coat assembly; G protein-coupled dopamine receptor signaling pathway. Gene Ontology annotation, cellular component: endosome; membrane. The coding region runs from base 1 to 561 and encodes 186 amino acids. The record is from RefSeq and is a predicted model, not a curated record. The transcript has 4 exons. Gene Ontology annotation, molecular function: clathrin light chain binding. Lineage: Eukaryota; Metazoa; Chordata; Actinopteri; Salmoniformes; Salmonidae.